This is a messenger RNA of Strongyloides ratti, 1077 nucleotides long. RefSeq names its product Retrograde Golgi transport protein RGP1 homolog. Lineage: Eukaryota; Metazoa; Nematoda; Chromadorea; Rhabditida; Strongyloididae. Gene Ontology annotation, cellular component: Ric1-Rgp1 guanyl-nucleotide exchange factor complex; Golgi membrane. Gene Ontology annotation, biological process: retrograde transport, endosome to Golgi. The record is from RefSeq and is a predicted model, not a curated record. The coding region runs from base 1 to 1077 and encodes 358 amino acids. The transcript has a single exon.
AUGACAUUAAUUGGAAUUGUUAAGAUAUCUAAAGAUGUUCCUGUAUUUUUACCUGGAGAAUAUGUUCCAAUUAAAGUUACUAUUACUAAUUCAGGAGAAAAUGAAAUAAUAUCAUGGGCAUGUGUUCAAUUACUUCUUGAAAUUUUUCCUGGUAAAGGAGUUAAAAAAUCUGAAAGAUUUGAAAAACGUAGUAAACAUAUAGGUGAACCUCAAGUAUUAUUUUGUGAUAUUGAAGUAAAUAAAAAUGAAACACAAUCUUUUAAUGCUCAAUUAUUAAUUCCUAAUGAUAUUAAAAUAAUUCCUAGUUUCACAGGGACAUAUGUUGUAUAUGAAUAUAGUAUUAGUAUAGCAAUUCAACCACAUAAAAAUGAUCUUAAAAUUACAAAAUUAUCUUUUGAAUUAAUGAAUUAUCCUUUUGAAAUUCCACAAAAAAAAUCUGAAGAUUGCCAAUCUGAGCUUUUUAUAGAUAAUGAUUGUGAUCAUGGUGAAAAACAUUUUAGAGAAAUUGUUGCAGAUUUAGUUGAUGAUUUUUGUUUUAAACCUAGUGGAAAAUCUUUUAAAAUUGAUGAUCCUAAAGGUGUUAUUUGUCAUAUUGAUAUGCCAAAAAUGAAUUUUAAAUUUGGUGAAUUAAUUGUAGGUAAAUUAAAAUUUCCUCAAAAACAAGGAAGUUAUUGUAUUGAAUAUCUUGUUAGACUAGAAUGUGUGGAACGUAUAAAGAAAGGAUUUGGUAGUUUAGAUUCUAAGGAAUGUGUUGUACCAUUAAAAACAGAUUAUGGUGUUUGUUCUCAAUAUUCUUCUGUGGCUUUUCAAUUACCUUUAGAUACAGGAAAUAAUUUAUGUUUUCAUACAGAAUUUUUAUCUAUAUCAUAUAGAUUACACUUUGAAUUUGUUACAAGUGAUUUUCCUGCUACUGUAGAAAAAGCAUAUAAUACUUUAGGGGCUGCUAAUAGUUUAAAAGUUGAAUCAGUUGAAUGGAAUCUUCCUAUUAAUGUUAUUGGUCCACCAACCCAUAACGCUGCUUUAUUUGCACAUAAUGAUUUUUUUAAUAGAGAAGAUAAGAUUAUUCUUGUGGAUUAA